AUGUCCAACAGCAGCUCCACCACUCAGUUCCUCCUCCUGGCAUUCGCAGACACACGGGAGCUGCAGCUCUUGCACUUCUGGCUCUUCCUGGGCAUCUACCUGGCUGCCCUCCUGGGCAACGGCCUCAUCAUCACCGCCAUAGCCUGUGACCACCGCCUCCACACCCCCAUGUACUUCUUCCUCCUCAACCUCUCCCUCCUCGAUCUGGGAUCCAUCUCCACCAAUGUUCCCAAGUCCAUGGCCAAUUCCAUCUGGGAUACCAGGGCCAUCUCCUAUGCAGGAUGUGCUGCCCAGGUCUUUAUAUUUAUGUUUUUGAUGUCAGCAGAGUAUUAUCUUCUCAUUGCCAUGGCUUAUGACCGCUACGUUGCCAUCUGCAAACCCCUGCACUAUGGGACCCUCCUGGGCAGCAGAGCUUGUGUCCACAUGGCAGCAGCUGCCUGGAGCAUUGGAUUUCUCACUGCUGUGCUGCACACGGCCAAUACAUUUUCACUUCCCCUGUGCCAAGGCAAUGAUGUGGAGCAGUUCUUCUGUGAAGUCCCCCAGAUCCUCAGGCUCUCCUGCUCAGACUCCUACCUCAGGGAAUUUGGGCUUAUUGUGUUUAGUGUGUCUGUGGGCUUUGUUUUUUUCAUUUUCAUUGUGGUGUCCUAUGUGCAGAUCUUUAGGGCUGUGCUGAGGAUCCCCUCUCAGAAGGGGUGGCACAAAGCCUUUUCCACAUGCCUCCCUCAUAUGGCUGUGGUCUCCCUAUUUCUCAGCACUGUAAUGUUUGCCCACCUAAAGCCCCCCUCCAUCUCCUCCCCAUCCCUGGAUCUCAUGGUGGCAGUUCUCUACUCAGUGGUGCCUCCAGCAGUGAACCCCCUCAUCUACAGCAUGAGGAACCAGGAGCUUAAAAAGGCCCUUUGGAAACUGAUGCAAUGGGUGCUAUUUCACUGGCAAUAA
Messenger RNA from Egretta garzetta (little egret), 936 nucleotides. RefSeq names its product olfactory receptor 14A16. Gene Ontology annotation, biological process: G protein-coupled receptor signaling pathway. Lineage: Eukaryota; Metazoa; Chordata; Aves; Pelecaniformes; Ardeidae. Gene Ontology annotation, molecular function: G protein-coupled receptor activity; olfactory receptor activity. Bases 1 to 936 code for a protein of 311 amino acids. The transcript has a single exon. Gene Ontology annotation, cellular component: membrane. The record is from RefSeq and is a predicted model, not a curated record.